Nakaseomyces glabratus is the source of this 495-nucleotide messenger RNA. RefSeq names its product Snx3p (gene SNX3). Gene Ontology annotation, molecular function: phosphatidylinositol-3-phosphate binding. Gene Ontology annotation, cellular component: retromer complex; early endosome membrane. Lineage: Eukaryota; Fungi; Ascomycota; Saccharomycetes; Saccharomycetales; Saccharomycetaceae. Gene Ontology annotation, biological process: endocytic recycling; late endosome to Golgi transport. The record is from RefSeq and is a predicted model, not a curated record.
AUGUCUGGGAAGCGUGAGUUUAAGUCAUUUGGGAGCACUGAGGAGACGAUGUUCUCCCAGCAUCACAAGAUACCUAGUACGAGUGAGAUGUAUGCUGAGCCUGAGAAUUUCCUGGAGAUAGAAGUCAGGAAUCCCAAGACACAUGUGCCAAACGGUGUGGAUCAGCGUGGUAUGUACACAGAUUACGAGAUCAUAUGCAGGACUAAUCUGCCCAAUUUCCACAAGCGGGCAUCCAGGGUACGUAGAAGGUAUAGUGAUUUCGAGUUCUUCAGAAAAUGUUUGUUGAAAGAGAUAUCUAUGCUCAAUAAUCCAAGAGUGGUUGUGCCACACUUACCUGGAAAGAUAUACUUGAGCAAUAGGUUUAGCGAUGAAGUAAUAGAAGAAAGAAGACAAGGACUAAAUAGAUGGAUGCAGAUUGUUGCCGGACACCCUCUGUUGCAAUCUGGAUCCAAAACUUUAAUAAGAUUUAUAGAAGACGACAAGUUUGUAGGUUAG